CGAGACUCUUAGGAGUUAACAGAGGUUGGUCUGGAUAGCGUGCGUGUCGGUUGAAGCACGCUGAUAUUAGUUUUCUGAAAAUUGAGUACCGUAAACCGACAAGAUAAUGCCGCGAUGGGGCAGAGAGACGUGUUCUACUACGAGACAUCGAUGAGAAUUGAGAAGGGCAUUCGAAGAGCCCCGCUGUGCCGCCUGGACGCGGAACCCGAUGGGGAUCAUGAAGCGCAGCGGCGCGGCAGUGGCGGUGACCUCGUCCUCCUCCCCUCUUCAAGGUGCCUUCUGGGUCGUGGUGUGAAGCGCAAGUUGAGUGACACUGAGGAGGCAUUGGGCAGCCUGCCCUACCUACAGCAGAGGCAGCUUGUACUUGACCUGUGCCUUAACAAGCUGAACAGCUGCCACACGCGUCCUGAGGUGAGCCUGCACCGCUCCGUGCUGCUGGCCAACACCCUUCGCCAUAUCCAGGAAGAAAUGCAGCAGGAAGGCAAAGGCUCCAUCUUGCUUGACCCACCUGCUAGUGGACCCACUCUACCACAGUCAUCUGAUGGGUCAUCCACCUGUACAGGAUACAGUGAGGGAGAAGUGCUCAGCUGCUCCCUGUCGCUAGAGGAGUCUUUUGGCUCCUUUGAGAUCACAAACUCUACCAGCUACCUGACAGACAUGCAGCUGGAUGACAUUUUUGAGGACAUCGACACCUCCAUGUAUGACUCGUGUGACUUCUCGGCACUACCAAUCCCUCUUACACGGGGUGGAAUCUCUCAGUCUUUGGUGCUGGAUGAUGGCCUCAAGAUGUUCUCCAGCUGCACCUCAUCCAGUGCUCUUCAGCUGUACUUCUCAGACCUCAGUGACUUGGAUCACAUCAUGGAGAUAUUGCAUAUAUUGAAGUGGACCUUGAGAUACACUAUAUUCACUCUACCUCUUACCAUUCUGCAAGGAGUGAUCUUCGCACUGACUGUUAACAGCUUGUUCCGUCUUCACAAAGACUAUUUCCAAUUUUUGCAGUUCAGUUGUCAUUUAUGUUUUACAGAAUAAAACUGGUGAUUGUACUUGUCUUGGGGUUGGUCUGUAAGCAGCUCUUGACUUUUCAGCCUUGAAAGAUUGUUAUAUGUAUAGCAGCUGCAUGGUUGUCCUUAGUACGUGUGAGAGAAGUUUGUGCAGCAUGCUGUGAACUGUGUCAAUUGCACACCAGCCCUCCAUGUCUGCUUUUGAAAAAGCCAAGGUAGGAAAACCUUGGACCUUAGUCUUUAAGGACUUCAUCACUUGGUUAAAGGUUUGAUUUACAUGUUAAGCACAAGGCAGAAAAGCUGGUAUCCAGUUAAUAAUGGCAGAAGGCAGAGCAUGGAGUCAUGAGUGCUUGUGGCAUUUAAAGUUUUAUGUCUUUGUUUUAGCUUUGUGCUCAUUUUAAUUCUUCAGUGUAGUAACAUGUUGGGAAAUGAGACAUUGAAGCCUGCCAAGCUGCAAUUUUCUACAGUACAUUUCUCAUUAAAUUUAGAGUUUAUUCAAACGCAUUCUGAAUUUCCCAUCCCCAGGGCUGACUGGUUAAUCUGCGCUCUAUGGCAGUGUCUACCAUGGGGGUGUCUGAUGUCUUUAUGGAAGUCUUACAGAAAGAGGUUUCUUUUGCAGGAGUUUCUGGCAUAGAAGACCAGCAAGGUGGGGGAGGGGGCAAAACUGGUCACGUGGUAGCCCUUGUAUGAUGGCUGCCCUGAGAGAGGAGGGAACAUUCAAAUCAAAUUCUGCCCC
Molecule: messenger RNA, 1737 nt
Organism: Scleropages formosus (Asian bonytongue)
Lineage: Eukaryota; Metazoa; Chordata; Actinopteri; Osteoglossiformes; Osteoglossidae
Product: cell division cycle-associated protein 4-like
Exons: 3
Coding region: 115-1029 (304 amino acids)
Cellular component (GO): nucleus
Molecular function (GO): transcription regulator activity
Source: RefSeq, a predicted model, not a curated record